GGACAAUGCCUCAGACACCUACCCUUUGAAGGAGACCGCCAGGCUCAGGCACAGAGAGGGCUCAGAUGUUGAAGAUGGGUUUAUGGGUCACAGGGAGCCCCAAGGACCCGCCCACUCACUGUGCACUUCACAGCGUCAGUUUGUGGGAACUGUCAGAGCAGGUCCAGGGACCGGGGAUUUCUCAGGGGCCUUGUCACUUCACGACAGCUCUGUGCAGCAUCGAAUUGAGGAAACUGUGGCUGGACAGACGGCGCCACAGCUCUGCUACCACAGUCUUGCAGCUGCCCAGCAGCGGCUGAGCCCUUGCACACUAGACUCUCUGGUGGGUGAGGGGGCCUCCUCUCUGUCCUUUGAGGAUGAUGAGGCCACCUGACCUCUCUUUCCUCAUCCUCACACUCACCUUCCUCCUGCUCCUCAAGCAGCAUCAGGGAGAAGAACGCCCAGAUGUUACUGUCCAAAAGGAUGGCGUCGUGGGAAUGCCUCUUCAGUUACAGCCCCCAUCCUUUACAACACAGAUACCAUUGGAGUUAAAGUGGAAGAUGAAGCUAUCCUCUGCAGACAGUAAGGUCUUAUGGACUUGGAAGAAUGAAACUGGUAAGACCUCUGUCUCUUCGUGUUUGACUAAUUCAAACAAUACAUGGAUAAUGGAAAACCAGACUCUUCACAUCAAGGCAGCAGAGAAGCAGACCAGUGGUCUCUACAUAUUAGAGAUCACCUUUGCUGAGGGGAGAGUUUGCACAAUCUGGUUCAUUGUUUCUGUGUUUGAUCAUGUCAAGAGGCCUGACAUACAGGAGGACUGGAAGCCCCUGUGGACAGGAAGGUGCCAAAUGACUCUGUCCUGUCUAGUUUCCAUGGAAGGAGAUGUGAACUACACUUGGUACAGAGAUGGUGAACUGCUCCAGGUGUCGAGAAAUGCCACCUUCGUGGAACUGUGGAGUGAUGCUAAUGGCAAGAACACAUAUACCUGCAAUGUCAGCAACCCUGCCAGCUGGGCAAGUCACACCAUCACCAUUAACCGGGGCUGUCAGAGUGCCCACCAGGGAUCCAAAUUUCUGCCCUUUUUGGUGGUCAUCGUGAUUCUGACCAUGCUGUUUCUUGGCACCGUCACCUGUUUCUGCGUGUGGAGGAGGAAGAGGAAGCAGUCGGAGACCAGCCCCACGGAAUUUCUGACAGUUUAUGAAGAUAUCAAGGAGUUGAAAAUGAGAAGUCAAGUAUGGCAUCCUGGGGGCUGGAGUCUUUCUCAAUGGGUCUGGAAAAAUGCUCUUUUGGGGAUGGGCAUUCAGAGCUGGCACAGAGAGCUGCUCAGCUGUCCUCUGCAAGGGGCCCUCAGCCAUCCCCAGCUGUCUUUUCUCUGCACAGCUUUUUGGCUGUGGUCAUCUACCUAUCCCAUGUCUGUGCAGGAGCAGCAGCAGCAGGAGCAGCAGCAGCAGCAGGAGCAGAAGGAGCAAGAGGAGGAGCAGCAGAAACCCCCAGAAGGGAGCACCAUCUACUCCAUGAUCCAUGCUCAGGUACCUGCUUCUGUUUCACAAGAUGCUUCAAAUGCAUCAAAUACACUGUAUGCAUUCGUACAGACCUCGCGGAAGUCUGCAUCCAAGGAGAAGACCCGCAGCUCUCCUGUCAGUUACUCCAUCUACGAUGAGGUUGGAAGCAAAACACCUAAAGCACAGAACCCUGCUCGAUUGAGUCGCAAAGAGCUGGAGCACUUUGAUAUUUAUCCUUAGGUGCUGGAGCCAUUCUCACUUCUCCGACACAUUAGUAUCUGCUUUGGGAAUUAGCACAGUGAAUGAUGCUACAGGAAUCUCUACAGGAAAGUUCCUAGUCAGGAAAGGAUGUGGGAAUUUUUUGAUGGCCUAUGUUUUGUUUUGAAGAUGAUUUCUCACAAUCAUGAUAAGCAUACAUCUGUUAAGUUAUAUCUCCAAACUAACAGCCAGGACACAAAUGGAUGGAAAUGCUGGAUCAUUCAUAGAUCACAUCUCAGGUACUAGUAAUCUGUCAAAUGUUACGUAAAUGCUGUUGGUGCUGAUAUUAGCAUGGAGAUUCCCUUUCUUGGGUUUCCUAAUCUGUUCCUUGGCUCCCAUUCUCCCAGAUCUUGAAUGACUGCAUUUCCUCUCCCUGCCUAGAUUUAUCUUCCAAAGCAAGAAGAGGAAAUAAUGAUGGUGACUUCAGGGCAGAGUAAGAUGUCCUCCUUUGUGAGGUACAUUUUUGGGAUGCUGGCAUAUUCUCUGAGAUCAGAGCUUGAGCUUGACUCACACGAAGAUGAACAACUUUCUCCCGUAUCUUACACCCUACUUCUAGCCAGCUGGUCACAAAGGGGCAUGGGCAGACAUGAGAGUUGAUGUGCAAAGCAACCCAUCUCUGAAAAAGAAAGCUCAUCCAGGGGGCAGGUGCUUGGUGUAGCAGGAGUGAAGUCAGUGCUUUGGAAGUCUCCAUUUCAUAGCACAGUGCCUGGAUUCAGUCCUGGCUUCCCUGAUUCUCAUCCAGCCCUCUGCUAAUACAUAGCCUUUGAGGCAGUAGAUGAUGGCUCAAAUGCUAUGGUUUCUACCAACCACAUGAGAGAUUUGGAUUAGGUUCCAGACUCCUUGCUCUGGCAUGGCCCAGCCCUGACUGUUAAAGGCAUUAAUAGAAAAAACAAACCCAGUGAAUGGAGGAAUUUGUGUGUGUGUUUCCCUCCCUUUCAAGGAAAAUGAAAAUAAGUAAAUAUUUUGAGAAGAGAGAAAACGCACUUAGAGAACAUGCUUUAUCAUCAAGGCAAGACCAAUUUUACCCUCAGUGUGCGUACGCUGUUUGACAAAGACACAGUAUAAGAAAGGUACUGUGACUCCUUCCCAGAAGAGGUAGUCUGUUAGAAACCACAUUCUAGUGAGAUUUGGUGCCCUGAUGAUGCUCCCCAUGGUACACACUGCAGGAGAGUUUAAGGCAGCUGAAUGGUGACUACGAAACAAGAGGAGCUAGGCACUACACUGGUUGCCCAAGGCUUUAAGACAAACUUUUCAACAAGGUUGUGAGGAGUAGGGCCAAGUCUAAGAAACAGAAGAGGGUGAACUGGAAGAGGACUUACUCAGAGACCACAACAGGGGACAGUGCACAGAGCCUGUGUCUGAAGAUGUAAAUUUUAUUCAGAUCUAUGUUGUUACAUGGAAAGAAUCUAUAUCCCUUGCCUGAAUCAAACAUAUGCGUCUUUUUGCAUAUGCUACAUUCUUACUUUCUAUAGCAGCCAAAGGGUACUUGCAGGCCAUUCAUAAGAACUUGUCCAUUUAAAUACUGCUGGAGAAGGAUCUGGCUCCUUGGAAAGCUGCCAAGGUCCUUCUGCCUUGUUCUUAUCUGGGAAACAGAAAACCAACAGCAACAGCCAUUUAGUCUGAUGAAGGAGAGUUGAGGUGUGCCCUGCCUGACUGUACCAGGCCAGGCUGACUUCUCUCUCUGAGAGAAAUACAGACAGGCUACAUAUAUUAAGGCCCACGCAGAGGCUGAAACCCAAGGAAAUACAGGCCUAGGGGAUCUGAGGCUGACGUUAGGAGCUGAGCUGUAGAGUCAAGUAGCUCAGUGGGCAAAGACAGCAGGAAAUGAUGGUGGUCAGAACAGAUCAGAUAAACACCAGAGUCACUGGCCAUUGACUAUUGCUGGCCUCUCACAUGUCCCAUGCGAUGCAGAUCUUGAACUAGCCAGAUUUAUAUAAUCAGCAGAAAAGACUCAAGGGCUCAGGGCUUUGAGAAAUGGUCAAUGGGAGGUACUACAUACACAGCCCCAUCAUCUUGUGUGAUUGGUUGUUGGUGAAACCCCCCAAGGUAAGCCCCACCACUCUGUGUGAAGAAGUGCCUGAGCUCCUGAGAGACUGUGCAGAG
Molecule: messenger RNA, 3842 nt
Organism: Ochotona princeps (American pika)
Lineage: Eukaryota; Metazoa; Chordata; Mammalia; Lagomorpha; Ochotonidae
Gene: CD244
Product: CD244 molecule
Exons: 9
Coding region: 357-1721 (454 amino acids)
Biological process (GO): natural killer cell activation involved in immune response
Cellular component (GO): external side of plasma membrane
Molecular function (GO): MHC class I protein binding
Source: RefSeq, a predicted model, not a curated record